Messenger RNA from Saccharomycopsis crataegensis, 1191 nucleotides. RefSeq names its product Pin2p (gene PIN2). The coding region runs from base 1 to 1191 and encodes 396 amino acids. NCBI's taxonomy places the organism in Eukaryota, Fungi, Ascomycota, Saccharomycetes, Ascoideales, Saccharomycopsidaceae. The transcript has a single exon. The record is from RefSeq and is a predicted model, not a curated record. Gene Ontology annotation, cellular component: cellular bud neck; plasma membrane.
AUGUUUUGUCCAUCCGGUCUUUUAGCCUCGCAGCUUUCCCCACGAGGUCUUUCUUCAGUGGAAUCUACUGCCGAAUCAUUCAAAUCAUGGGACACUUGCAUGGCCAACCAUACCUGCAAGAUCGUCGCCAUCGUCCUCAUCGUUAUUGCCUGUCUCUUAGUGUUUUGGGUGAUAAGCAGUAUAGUUAAUUGUCUUUGUUGUGGUGUCACUUGUAUUUCAUCCUUCUGCUGCUGUCUUUCGAAGGCCGGUUCUUGCUGCUGUGGUGGUGGCUCUAACAAGAAUGCUCAACAAGGUUACCAACCUCCAGGCGCUCCAAUGUAUAAUACUGCUCCAAUGUAUAAUCCUGCCCCGAUGUACAAUGCCCCUCCAAGCUACAACCGUUAUAACUCUCCAGACAAUUAUGGUUAUGCGAAAGAGGUCCCUGAGUUGCUCGCAGCUCCCCUUCCUUCUCAAGCCUUCUCAAAACCUAAAUCAUCAAGCGUUUCUGCUCUGCAAAACAGUAAGCCGUACGGUGCGUCUAAUAAUCCAUUUGAUGAAGAGAUUCCAAUGCAAAACCUUAAGGGAUCUGGUACACAAACUGCUCAAGAUGAUGGGAUCAAUGAGUUACCUGCUUCAGUUAUUGCUGCUAACGCUAACGCUUACAAUGUGUCACAAGGUGGAGUGAACCCAAAGAAGACAGGAGUAAUAAGAGAAAGUGUGAAUAUUGAUGAUGAAACCGGAAAUAAUUCACAAGGCCUUUAUGGAAACACCACUGGUGGUUACAUUAAUAGUGACUAUGGCAAUACCCAAGGUUACGGUUAUACCCUGAACAAUGCUCAAGGUACCGGCUAUGGCCAGCAAUAUGCUCAAAAUACUGGUUACAAUUAUACCAACAAUUCUGAUUACGGUGGACAACCUGCCAGUUAUGGUGGUACCGCCCCUGCUUCUGGUUACUCUGUAAUCCAUGAUGCGUACACAGGGAGUUCUAAUAACCCAACUUCAUCAAACUUUGCCAAUAAUAGACCAACCGCGGCUCCUUUGAAUGACAGCUAUAGAGGAAUCACAGAUACCAACCCGACCACUUAUAUUGGUGGAGAAGUUGGAAGCAACAAUCAGAGUAAUCAAGGCAUUGGCUCUGCUACAAAACGCGCCUCGACCGCUCCUUAUCCUACCGAUCACCCAUUCGACAUGUUGAAUAAUAGAAAUUAUUAG